Sordaria macrospora k-hell is the source of this 690-nucleotide messenger RNA. RefSeq lists its product as uncharacterized. NCBI's taxonomy places the organism in Eukaryota, Fungi, Ascomycota, Sordariomycetes, Sordariales, Sordariaceae. The record is from RefSeq and is a predicted model, not a curated record.
AUGUCCUCACAUUCAAAUCAUCGAGCUGGCGCCCAUCCCACCGGCGACGGCCAUCAUCGACCUCAAACCCCAACACUCCGACCUUCCCAGCAGAUUCCCCCGCUCGUCAACGUUGCACCCAGCUUGUUUGUCCCUCUCAGAAAGGAAGACAUCGAACCACCAUCUGAAGAUGACGAGCCAAGCCAGCGGAUCGCACGCUUGAAGCGCAUCAUCGAGACCAUUGACUACCACACCGCCGCCGUCAAGGAGAAUUUCAUGUGGAUGUUUGGGCGAGAGAUGCAUCGCUAUUCCCUCGACGCCGCCGAGCGUGAGGAGGAGUUCGGGCUUCGCGAUCUGCACCCGCCGGGCCCGGCAGAGGCGGAAAUCGACGCCGUUUUUCAAAGCAUGGAGAUGCCAGCCCCCGGAGGGUAUGACUACAAUGAUUUCAACAACCCGUUCAACGUCAAGUAUCUGCCGGAGGUCAACCCACAGGAGUACAUGCCGCACAAUGCCUCGCUGAGGGAGAAGGCCAUGAUGGAUGUCCUUAUGGUGGUGGAAUCGGGCAAGAAGGAAAUCGAUGGGUACCAGAAUCACAUGGAUAGGUUGAGGAGUCACUAUGUCGAAUUGCUGGAGAGGGAGCACGAGGUGCUCAGACAGGCGGCGUUGAGGCCGGAGGAACGGACUCAGAUACAGGAUGCGCCCAUGGGUUGA